AUGGCUUCUUUUGGCAGUGAUCUGCGAAUUGGUCCUAGAAGUGUGAUUGUAAAGCAUAAUCAAGAUGAAGAAGGUGAUGAACAAGAAGGCUCGGUGAAACAAGUUAUCAAUGAUUCCGUGGAAUCGCCUAAAUUGGUUCUUCAAGGUGAAAAUAGGUUUGGUUUUACCGAAGAAGAAGCUGAAAAAAUUAAAGCUACUGAAGAAAAAUAUACAUUUGAGACCGAAGUUAGCCGAUUGAUGAAACUUAUCAUCAAUUCGUUAUACAAAACGCGUGAAAUUUUCUUGAGAGAACUCAUUUCCAAUGCCUCUGACGCCAUUGAUAAGAUAAGGUUCUUGUCGCUUACAGAUCCCAAUGCAUUAUCGGCAGCACCAGUUUUAAACAUAACAAUUUGGGUUGAUAAAGAUAAUAAAGUAUUGACAAUUUCAGAUAGUGGUAUAGGGAUGACCAAGAAACAACUUAAAGAUAAUCUUGGAACAAUAGCGAAAUCAGGAACAUCGGAAUUUUUAAGUGCAAUGGAAGAGAAAAAAGCCGAUAUGAAUUUAAUAGGGCAAUUUGGUGUGGGAUUUUAUUCGGUAUUUUUGGUUGCUGAUAAAGUAGUGGUUACAACAAAAAACAACGAAGAUAAACAAUAUAUCUGGGAAUCGCAAGCUGUUAAUGAUUUCACUAUAGCUGAAGACCCUCGAGGAAACACUUUAGGUCGUGGUACUCAAAUUAAAUUAUACCUCAAAGAUGACGCUUUGGAAUUUCUCGAAGAUGGUGUCUUACGUGAUCUCAUCUUAAAAUAUUCCGAAUUUAUUAACUUCCCUAUUUGGUUAUGGACAAAACAAACUCAGGUUGUUGAAGUUGAUGAAACCCCUGAUGAAAAUGAAAAGAAAGAAAAAAAGACCGAAACUAUUGAAGUACCAGGAUGGGAACUGAUGAAUACUCAAAAACCUAUUUGGUCUCGUGACCCAAAGAACGUUACUGAACUUGAAUAUGAAAAUUUCUACAUGUCGUUCGCGAAAGAUAGCAAUCCACCUAUAGCUUGGACUCAUUUCAAAGCUGAAGGAGAAGUUGAUUUUAAGGCCAUUGUGUAUAUUCCAAGCAAAGCCCCUGAGGGUCUGUUCCAAAAAGUUCAAGAUUACGCGCGUAACGUGAAAUUAUUUGUCAAACGCGUCUUUAUUACUGAUGAAUUCCUUGAUUUCAUUCCAAAAUAUUUGGGUUUUAUUCGCGCCAUAAUCGACGCCGAUGACUUACCAUUGAACGUAUCGCGUGAAACACUUCAAGAACACAGGACUCUUCAAUUGAUCAAAAAACGUAUCAUCAAAAAAUGUUUAGAUUUAAUUGCAGAUCUAACAAAAGAUGAUGAAAAAUAUGAGAAAUUCUUGAGUGAAUUUGGUACAAGCUUGAAAAUUGGAGCUAUCGAAGAUAAUAGUAAUCGUAAAAAAAUUGCGCAAAUCUUAAAAUUCCCGAGUUCAUAUAAAGAGGCAAAUUCAACAACACUCGAUGAUUAUAUUAGUAGAAUGAAAAAGGGACAAGAUAAAAUGUAUUUCAUCACUGGAGGUUCUGUCGAAGAAGUCCAAAAUUCUCCUUUCGUUGAAGGAUUAGUUGCAAGAGGUUUUGAAGUUUUAUAUAUGGUUGAACCUAUUGAUGAAAUGUUGGUUCAACAUAUGCCCGGUCAUGGUGGCAAAAUGUUCCAAAAUAUUGCUAAAGGCGAUUUCAAAUUCGGUGAUGAAGAUUUAGUUGAAUCUCAAAAGUUAAAAUCAAAAUUCGUCAAGUUGAUUGAUCAUAUGCAAGCUACUCUCAUUGACCAAGUUUCUACACGUCUUACGACAUCACCUUGUGCCGUUGUCGCCACUGAUUGGGGUUGGACUGGAAAUAUGGAAAAGAUUAUGGCAGCCCAAGCCUUCAAGCAAGAAAAUCCUUUACUUAAAGAAUUUUACGCUAAACAAAAGAAAAUUCUUGAAAUUAAUCCCAACCAUCCUUUAAUCAUCGGAUUAUUUGAUAAAGCUGAAAAUGAUGCUUUCGAUGCAAAUACUAAAGAAAUGGUUCGUGUAUUAUAUGAAACAACUUUAAUUCGAUCUGGAUAUUCACUUAAGGACAAUUUAGGAUAUGCAUCACGAGUUGAGAAAAUUCUCCGAACUAAUUUGGGAGUUGAUCUUAAUGCGAAAGCUGAAGUUAAUGUUACGCCAGCUGAAGAAGCUGAUAAAGAUGAAGAAAAGAAAGAAAAGGUUGAAACCGAAGAUCUAUUUGACGAACAAGAUCAUGAUGAAUCAACUGAUCCUACUAAACCUUCUAGAGAUGAAUUAUAA
This is a messenger RNA of Funneliformis caledonium, 2292 nucleotides long. Lineage: Eukaryota; Fungi; Glomeromycota; Glomeromycetes; Glomerales; Glomeraceae. The record is from the annotation of a GenBank genome assembly.